AGCAGACGCUUCCUGUUCAUCGACACUCGCAGCAAACGGUAACCCGAACGUCUGAGCAAAACCAUGGUAACGAGAUCUCCGUUUGUGCCUUUGGAGGAGAUUCAAUGACCAGCAUGGGAAGUCAGCCCAGCAAGAAACCCUACAGACCGGCGGGGAGCGGCGUACCGGAUGCCGAAACGAGUCAUAGAGCCGCGCUAGAAAUGGAUAAAUGUGCGUUUGUGGCUUUGCACGACUUUCCACUCGGUGAUCAGGCAGAUCUAGCGAUUCGAAUAGGAGAACGAGUGACCUUCGUUUCUGAGGACGGUGACUGGUGGAAGGUGGCUUCCAUCUCUACUGGCAAAGAAUGCUACGUGCCCAAAAAGUAUCUGGCCCGGGUAUUCAACAGAUGGCUCUAUAAAGGUGUAAAUCGGGAGAAAGCGGAAGCUUUGCUGUUGCUAAGCAGCAACAAAAACGGUUCCUUCCUGAUCCGAGAAAGCGAGAGCAGAAAAGGAUGUUUCAGUUUAUCGAUACGGCGCACGAAUCAGGCGUUGUGGGAUUCGGUGAAACAUUAUCGGAUCAAUACGCUGGAGAAUGGAUGGUUUUAUAUUUCUCCUCGUCUGACCUUUCCGACUCUCCAGGAUUUGGUGGAUUAUUACUCAGAAGCGGAUGAUGGAAUAUGUUGCAUAUUAAAAGAGCCGUGUGCUCUGUUACAAGUUUCCGGUCCAAUCGUUUACAGUCCCGCUGAACCAGUCAUGGUUCGGAAUCCAACGCUCAACUGGAAUGACCUAGACAGCGCGGCGCUCUUUAGGGAAGACACCAGCGUGAACGAUGACUGCCCGGUCAGCCUUGGUCUCAGGCAAGCGGUCAGUUCCUACAUGUUCAUGACGGAAGAAUUCAAUUCAAAGAGUACUACAGACAGGGAGCACUUGUGGAGGACAUACUGAGGAGGACAAAAGAAGAGAAGGCCAUGCAGGAACGCUUCGUAGACAUCAUCCUUGGAAUCUUAGCCUUCUGCCGGUGGCUCGACGGCUCGUUUCUUGGGAGCGGCUGUACGAGAAACGACUAAUGGACGUUUUUUCAGUAGCCAAGUGACUUUAUUAUAACUAAAAACUCUUUUCGGUUGUAGCUCAGCGAGAUAUUGCAGGACAAUAGUUCCAGACUCGUACAGCACAGGACAUUUAUCUACGACCAGCAUGGUAUUUAUUGCAGCUGUGCUGCCGUGUUUGUCUUAUUAUAAGAAUGUAAUUUUAAAAUCAUGUGUAUAUUUGUU
Spea bombifrons (plains spadefoot toad) is the source of this 1249-nucleotide messenger RNA. RefSeq names its product Src like adaptor 2 (gene SLA2). The transcript is spliced from 8 exons. Gene Ontology annotation, molecular function: protein binding. Bases 105 to 923 code for a protein of 272 amino acids. The record is from RefSeq and is a predicted model, not a curated record. NCBI's taxonomy places the organism in Eukaryota, Metazoa, Chordata, Amphibia, Anura, Pelobatidae.